This is a messenger RNA of Danio rerio (zebrafish), 1492 nucleotides long. Its product is annotated as zgc:153292. Gene Ontology annotation, biological process: regulation of DNA-templated transcription; endothelial cell proliferation. Gene Ontology annotation, molecular function: DNA-binding transcription factor activity; nucleic acid binding; DNA binding. The record is from RefSeq and is marked validated. Gene Ontology annotation, cellular component: nucleoplasm; nucleus. NCBI's taxonomy places the organism in Eukaryota, Metazoa, Chordata, Actinopteri, Cypriniformes, Danionidae.
AAAAACAAAACACGCUCGCUGAUCUAAAUCUAAUUGAAGUUGAGUAAAUCCUUUUAAAAAUGCCAGUGUGCUCCGCGUAUAAGUGCAAGAAGCGUUCAGACAGAGAGUAUAAAGAGGCAUACAAGAGGGGCGAGUUUUCUUUUCACAAAUUCCCGCUGGAGGACGGCCUGAGGGUCCGAGAAUGGCUCCGGCGGAUGAGAUGGCAGAACUGGUGGCCCACUGGAAACUCUGUCCUGUGCUCGGACCAUUUCGAGAAGGACUGCUUUGAGCAAGUGGGCAGCCACAAAAGACUGCGAAAAAGUGCUGUCCCGACUAUCUUUAAUUUCCCUAAGCAUCUCCAGUGGAAGGUGCCAGCUGUCAAAAGGCGAUCUCUGAAUCGUACGCCGGUUGCAGUGCCUAUUAAACCAAAACCAACCCUAGUGUCAGCACCAGUAACACCACGGCUUGAAGGGACAUUUGUUCGUGUGAAUGUGGAUUCAAAUGGUUCCAGCCGUGGACUCUUUCACGCUGGCAGCUUCCACGAUGACUACUGCAAACCUCAGAGCUUUCACUGGAUGAAGCUGUCGGAGGGUGAUGGCGAAUCUGAUGAUGACUCUAGUGACCCUGAAAGUGAUGUCACCAGUGAUGAUGCACCUCUUGAAACCCCUCAAAAUCCAAACUCCAAGUUUAUCAAGGUGACAGAGAGAUGGCAGUGGCUGAGUAUAGAUGUAACCGGGCCAUUUCAAGAAAGCAAAGGCCCCUACAGUCACAUCGUGGUCAUCUGUGACUAUUACACCAAGUGGAUUGAAAUUUUCCCGACAGAAAAGCCUAAUUCUGAUUCUGUUGCCCUGCUUAUGUGUGAUGCCAUUUCCCGAUAUGGUUUUCCUCUAGGGUUUCUCACUCCUUGGGGAGCAAGAGGGAUUCAGGUCAGAACGGUUAACAGAGCACUGAAUAACAUUUUGAUGAUAAAGGAUAUUUCCCUUGUCUCUCGACAUCACCAGGCGUCACAGCUGGAGCCACACACUCAGUAUCACAUUAUCAACAUGGUAGAAAAUCUGGUAAAGAAGCAUCCAGACAGUUGGCAUGUUCAUUUGCCUGUUAGCGUGCUGCGAUUUAACUGCAGUGUCCAUCCAGAAACCAAACACAGACCCUUGGUUCUUCAUCGGUGUGAGGGAAAAAAGCCUUAUACAUCACCCAGAGAUCAGCCACUCAGUGAAGAUGAUCUUGCAAAGUACUCAUUCAAAAUCCAGAAACCAAAUCCUUUAAAAGAAAUUGAGGCACUUAAACGAAUAUUCCGAGAGUCAGCGGAUUGCAUUGUUAUUUCAUGAAGCAAGCUCUGGUGUGGCUGAAUAUCAUUACUGGAGUGUGAGGAAGAAGCUCUGUACAGAACGUAUCAAUGAAGGGAUGGAGGAUAAUGAACCCUGGAGUCCAGAGAGACUGUUAUUAUGAUUGUGACUUUCAUAUUGAAAUAUAUUGCAACAUUGUGAAUAAAUACCUUUUUAAUGGUAUACAA